CUUUGGACCCUAAUGUAAAUGUAUCCGGCUACCAAAGUUACCCCAACCUGACAUAUUUGCACUUGUUGCCGCUUUGAGCAGGCAAAGCCCGGAAGCCUGACCAAUCCAACAAGGGCAAAUCGAGUGUUCGAUUUUUUUUCUUAUUACUUCUCCAUCCAAAGCAAGACAUGGGUCGUGGGGCCCUUCCCUCGUCCAUCGUUAUAGUUUAGACAACAGCUCGCAAUUUAUUUCCCCUUUUUCUUUCUGAAAACGAGGGACUUUUGUUCGGUUAGCCAAAUUCCCUAUCUUUGAAUUUUCUUAUAUAAAAAAAGGCCAAUAUCUUUGCUGGUAAUACGGGAAAUGAAGAGUUGUGCGAGUUGUUACCGGCCAGUGAUCGUGGGCAAGUCAAUUGAGAAGAAAGACAUCAGCUUUGUUUCGAUAAAUAGAAUAGCGUUCGGUGCUGGGAUUGUACCCCAAAGUAAAACUACAACUGCAAGGUCCAAGGGUUCAAGGGUUUUGGAUGUCAGAGUUUCUGUUGUUGAUUCCUAUGAGAGCUCUUCCGAUUUUGUUAAGCGUAUGGAAAAAGCUUGGGCCAUCUCUCAGCAACCAAAGCCAAUUGCUUGUUCUUCAUGCAACUCCAAGGGGCACGUUGAAUGCAAGUGGUGUGGGGGCACAGGCUUCUUUAUACUUGGGGAUAAUAUGCUCUGCCAAGUUCCUUCCAGAAAUACUAGUUGUGUAAUUUGUGCUGGGAAGGGAUCCAAGUGCUGCUUUGACUGCAAAGGAACUGGAUUUCGUGCCAAGUGGUUGGGUGAACCUCCUAUUUCCAAGUAGUGGGUAGCUUCUCCAUUUUUGCAUGUUACCAAGUUAAAAUGUUGUUGCCUGUAGGCUGCAAACCACCAUAAAAUUUGUUUACUAUGUCCAGUUGGAAUGGCAUACCUUCUUUGACUCCAAGUGCAAAUCACCCCAUGUAUUUUUUGUUCAUGUUUUUGUACGAUCUUGCCUCCAUAUGAAAAAGAAAAGAAACAAUAGUUGUUAAUUAUUGUUUGAAAUUUUCAUAAUGUUGAAUAAUUCAUUGUUUAUCGAGGCAAAAUUUAUUC
Messenger RNA from Durio zibethinus, 1076 nucleotides. RefSeq lists its product as uncharacterized. The record is from RefSeq and is a predicted model, not a curated record. Lineage: Eukaryota; Viridiplantae; Streptophyta; Magnoliopsida; Malvales; Malvaceae.